Amoebophrya sp. A120 is the source of this 754-nucleotide messenger RNA. The record is from the annotation of a GenBank genome assembly. NCBI's taxonomy places the organism in Eukaryota, Dinophyceae, Syndiniales, Amoebophryaceae.
AGCGGUGCCAUUCUGGGAGUUUCACCAAUGGAGGAGCCGCAGAAAGAUGAAGGACCGGCCGCCGGUCCCUGCGCUGGUGGGUUCUGGCCCCACCCACAUCGCCGUGGAGAUGUCCGAGGCAAAUGCAUUCAGAUUUUUUGCGGGCGACGCGCAACGUCCCGCACGCGAUCCGAGACGCAGUGCUUGGCAAAUGGGUGCAGCUUUUUGGCUGCCGGGGUUGUGUCGUGCAAGCGUCCACGGCGUAGCUUUGAUUCAAAAAUAGGUCGGGAGGGCCCUGAGCCGUUUGAGGACGUCGCCGGAGCAGUCUAUUGCCCGACUCUGGUUUGGUCGCUUGAUGAAGGUGGGCGAUCCCAACCUGAACCAAGGGGAGGAAGGUUGGUGGCCUCCUGCAAGAUUGCUGGCAUGAAUGCCCGCCGGGGUGUCGCGGUUUGGGCGAGUUCACCCGGAGGACCCCCGAGCGACGCGGUGCGCAACCAUUGGAGGAAGGGCCGCGGGCAAACUCCCGGGAUCCGACCCGGUCCAGGUGCGAUCUCCGCAAUUUUUCGACUGCAGCAUCAUCGCCAGCUACGCGCUCGCCCCGUACCUACGUGGGGAGGGGUCUGCCCGCAAGAUUUCUGGCAAGGUGUCGACGAGUCCGCGUCCCCGUCCGGCCUUAUGGCGCGCAAGCCUUUCGGGGCCAUUGCGGGAAGGGGGUGAGCCAACGAGGCGGGGCGCAACCCGUUCGCCGCUUUGGGUUACAGCGUGCGGAUGCACC